CCUGGAAUUGUCGUAAAUUUGACAGCAGAGGUGAUUACUACACAAUCAAUUUUACUUACCUGGAGUCGACCCCUCGGAAAUGCUACCAGUUACAUUGUGACAGCCACAGGAGCCUUCGUCUCCUACUUGACGGUACAAUCUGAACUCGUCCUUCUAACCGGACUGAUGGCGGGUAGUCGCUACACAGUCCAAGUGGUGACGGUGGCUCAAGAUGGCAUUACUGAAGGAAGUGCAGCGACUCUUGUUGUUUUUACAAAACCUGCAGCUGUGACCGGACUACGUGUUAAUAGUACAACGUCAACUACGGCUCUCCUUUCGUGGACUCUGCCCAGUGGCAACACUUCCAACUACAGCAUCGUAAUUGGAGGAAAUCUGAACCCCAUGACGGUUAACACGUCGUAUGUGAACGUGACGGGACUUGUACCGCUGAGCCAGUACACGAUCUCUGUCACAGCAGUGACAGAAGAUGGGACCAAAGGGGACGCCACAUCAAUCUCGUUGUCAACAACUGGUGUGUCUUUGAGAUAUCGACUUUCAAUUCUCAGCUUGGAUGGAUUGGAUGCACAAAAGAAAAAUCUGAUUCUUCAGAAGAUAAACACAGUUCUUCAGGGUGAAUUUGAUAAAAACUCCUUUUCUGCAUCCUGGACCGAAGAGUAAACUACAAACUCUCUGGGGUCUCUUUGAGGCCUACGGCACACAUGGUGCUAAUGUUCAUGUCCUGCUUUGCUUCCUUUAAUGUCACAAAAUCUAGAAAGUGUGACAAACUGAGAAAUUUAAAACGUGCUCUGGAUGGACCUUACUUCUACAUACUUCUGACCAUUAAGAACUACUUCACUGUAACACGAUGGUUAAUCAUUCUCAGAUGUUGUGUGGAACAUCUCGUCUCUUCUGGUUUGUGGAGCCUUCAGGAGCUGAACAGCACUGGCCGUGCCAACAGCUAUAAUUAACGGUGUGAAUGAAGCACAAACUUUCCAAAUCUCCCAACUUAAUCUUCCAACUUGCAGAGCCAUCUGAGACUGGAGCCUCGAUUCAAGAGAGUGUUGGCAUGUUGGGCUCUGAUGGUUUUCUGAUUUCUUUUUUUAUGCCUUAUAAUUGUCUUUGACAGCUAGAAGAGUUUGUCCAACUGCUUUCUGGAAGACCUUUCACAUUUUCUCUUUUUACAAACAAUCACUACAAUCAAGAAUAAAUGGGUGAAGUCCCUCACAUUUUGUAGUGAUGUGACUAAGCUCACCCUCGUGAUGACAUAAAUUAACUCGAUUUUUCCUUUUCUGCAGUAUUAAAUGAUGAGUUUGGGAAAAUUUCAUGAUUAAUAAUAUUUUAAUAAAUCUUUUUCUUCUCA
Messenger RNA from Polypterus senegalus (gray bichir), 1339 nucleotides. RefSeq names its product receptor-type tyrosine-protein phosphatase eta-like. Bases 166 to 657 code for a protein of 163 amino acids. Lineage: Eukaryota; Metazoa; Chordata; Cladistia; Polypteriformes; Polypteridae. The record is from RefSeq and is a predicted model, not a curated record. The transcript has 4 exons. Gene Ontology annotation, molecular function: protein binding.